Dacryopinax primogenitus is the source of this 1398-nucleotide messenger RNA. RefSeq names its product batten's disease protein Cln3. Gene Ontology annotation, biological process: regulation of intracellular pH. Gene Ontology annotation, cellular component: membrane; vacuole. The coding region runs from base 1 to 1398 and encodes 465 amino acids. The transcript is spliced from 5 exons. NCBI's taxonomy places the organism in Eukaryota, Fungi, Basidiomycota, Dacrymycetes, Dacrymycetales, Dacrymycetaceae. The record is from RefSeq and is a predicted model, not a curated record.
AUGUCUUCGGAUACACGAAUACCAAAUGAAGAAGACGCGUCCCCAACCGCUGGUCUUCUGUCCAAAUCUAACUCGUCUCAAUCUUCUCACGCUCGUCUCCGCCUCUCCCUCUCGUUCUGGCUCUUUGGACUCAUCAACAAUGUUCUUUAUGUCAUCAUCCUGUCCGCCGCGCUGGAUCUCGUCCCCCCCAGCACCCCAAAGGGCAUCAUCGCAUUCGCCAACAUAGCCCCAGCGAUGGUGAGCAAGGUCGUAUGGCCUUAUGCGCUUAAAGGGAAGAUAAGAUACGCUCAGAGAGUGUGGGGCUGCACUCUACUCAGUGUCGGUGGAAUGAUCAUCGUUGCCGCUGGGGAAUCCUUGACAAUGCGCCUCAUAGGAAUCGCCAUAGCCUCCUUUUCUUCUGGGUUGGGCGAGCUCACCUGGCUACAACUGAGCACAUCAUACAACUCCUCCGGGGAAGACCGCCGUGGCUUGGGAUAUUUUGCCAGCGGCACCGGCGCUGCCGGACUGGUCGGUGCCGGAUUGUGGUGGAUGCUCAGAGCACUAGGAGUCCGAGAGGGCGUAGGGAUAUCUUCUGUGCUCCCAUUCGUGAUUCCUCUCGCGUAUCACCUCCUGCUCCCAAAGCCAGCUGCCCUCGCCUCACUAUCGUCAUCGGAGAACACCUCCAAUACGUAUGCCUCACUCCCGACAGAAGAUGCCGAGGACGUUGGAAUAGAGGCGGAUGCGCUGGAGAGCAAGGUCAUCAGUUCUGCUCUGACUGGGCGGGACAAGUGGGUCUUGGUCAAGCCGUUGAUGCUGCGGUACAUCCUACCCCUUUUCUGUGUCUACACAUUUGAAUAUACGAUCAAUCAAGGGAUUGGACCGACGCUUGUAUAUCCCGUGCCAUCUCCCCUUGAGCAUCCCUUCCUUGCUCAGCUCAUUACCUCAGUGAGAGAUUAUUAUCCUCUGUGGCAGCUGGUAUACCAAAGCUUCGUUUUCUUCUCCCGCUCUUCUCUCUCCCUUGGCCUACCCCCCCUGCCUUACGUCUACCUUCCCCUCCCCUCCUUCCUCCAGUUCCUCAUCCUGCUCACCCUAGCCUAUGAAGCCUACCACGGCAUCCUCUCCUCCUCCCCCGACUCGGACUCCGGAGUCCUGCUCGUCUUUGUGCUCAUAGCGUGCGAGGGCAUCUGCGGUGGGCUGGCAUACGUUAACGCCUUUUACCACGUCUCCCAGGAGACCGCAUCUCCCUCGGAAAGCCCAGACCCAGAGCGGAGCAAACAGGAACGUGAAUUCCGCAUUGGCAGCAUCGGCUUCGGUGACACGAGCGGAAUUCUUCUAGCGAGCUUGAUCGCUAUGCCGACUGAGGUCGCACUGUGUAACGCUCAGGCAAAGAGGGGGAAGAUGAUUUGCAAGACGUUGUAA